This is a messenger RNA of Brassica oleracea var. oleracea, 885 nucleotides long. RefSeq names its product glutathione S-transferase T3-like. The record is from RefSeq and is a predicted model, not a curated record. The transcript has a single exon. Lineage: Eukaryota; Viridiplantae; Streptophyta; Magnoliopsida; Brassicales; Brassicaceae. Bases 1 to 885 code for a protein of 294 amino acids.
AUGGAUCCAAGGAUUCUGUAUAGCCAGUCUGCUGGUUAUAUGGGCCUUCUUCACAGUCAACACGAAAGUGUUCAUCAUGAGAACUCUCCUUAUGAGAGUUUUCAUUCUGGAUCUUCACAGAUCCCUCAAUUCAGUUCACAACAAUGUGAGGCUCCAACUCCACCUACAGACACACCCGUGGAGCGUGGGAAGAGACAUAAAUGGACCCCAGCCAAGGACGAGAUGCUGAUCAGUGCCUGGUUAAACACAUCUAAGGAUGCUAUAGUCGGCAAUAACCAAAAGUCAGGGACAUUCUGGAAACGAGUAGGAUAUUAUUUCUUUGCAGCUCUGAAUUGUGGAGAUGGUGGUGAAAGUAGUGAGCAUCUCCAUUAUAAGCAGAGGUGGCACAAAAUCAAUGAUCAAACUAACAAGUUUUGUGGUGCAUAUGCGGCUGCGGAGCGACAAAUUAGUAGUGGUCAGCAUGAGAAUGAUGUUCUCAAGGUGUCCCAUGACAUCUUCUACGCUGAUCAGGAGUCCAAAUUUACACUUGAGCAUGCGUGGUGUGUGUUGAGGUAUGAGCAGAAAUGGCUUAACUUCAACAGCACUCAAGCUUCUGGAAGUUCAAAGAGGAAAACCGUUGAAACAGUUUCCCAAACAUCAACCACAAGUGUUGGUGAACAAGAGAUACGACCGGAAGGUGUAAAGGCUGCAAAAUCUAAACGGAGUAAUGCGAAGGGGAAGUCUUUUGCUGAGUAUACGACGGUUUGGGAAAUGAGGAAGGAGGAUUUGGAGAGGAAAGAGAAACUGUCAAAGCUUGCCAUCUUAGACACUCUCCUUGCCAAAACUGAACCACUCAGUGAGGCUGAAGAAGUAGCCAAAAACAAGCUCCUCGCCCAGUAUAUCUAG